AACGUGGAGCGGGUUCACGCUCUUUACCAAACCUUCCCAGAAGGCCGAGCGGCGGAGGCAGACGUCCCCAGGAACCCGUACGGCCGAGAGGCGGCGCGGCGGCCCCCCGGCCCCGCCCACCUGAGCGUGUGUCAGCGUCUGGUUAAAGUGGUGGAGGAGCUGGUGGACACGGAGAAGUCGUACGUGAAGGACCUGGUCUGUCUGUUUGACGUCUACCUGACUCCACUGCAGAGGGAGACCUUCCUCAGUAAAGACGAGAUGGAAGUUCAGGUUCAGAUGGAGGUUCAGGUUCAGAUGGAGGUCCAGGUUCAGGUUCAGAUGGAGUUUCAGGUUCAGGUUCAGAUGGAGGUCCAGGUUCAGGUGUCUUUGGCGUCUGUCCUCAGAUGGAGGUUCAGGUUCAGGUUCAGAUGGAGGUUCAGGUUCAGAU
Messenger RNA from Plectropomus leopardus (leopard coralgrouper), 427 nucleotides. The record is from RefSeq and is a predicted model, not a curated record. Lineage: Eukaryota; Metazoa; Chordata; Actinopteri; Perciformes; Serranidae.